CAAACCGAAGAGGAAGAAGCUUCUGCUUUGGACAGUGAUAAGUGGAAGCCAUCAUUACACAUGUAUUGUGCCUGAAACAGUAGCCAGGCGUUAAUGAACACAUAUCAUUUGAUUAUUAUACUGUAUUCUUAUUUUAGUAAUCUGAUCAUGGUUCUGUAUAGAAGUUCUUGUUUUUAAUGAAGGAUCUAAAGUGAUGAUUAGGUCUGAUUUCUGCUCUGGUCAUCAUGGUAUGAGGAAAAAGCUAUGGAAGAAGUGAGAAAUUGUUUGAAAGAAUUCCCAAAAGAAGCUCGAGAGCUGUAUCUGAAUGAGUCGGUGCCAUAUCUGGACGGGCCGCCCUCCCCUCUGCAGUUCUGUAGGGACUGGCUGAACCCCAAUAAGCCCUGUAUUAUCCGCAAUGCCUUCAAUGACUGGCCUGCUUUGUCUAAAUGGAACCCCAACUAUCUGAGGCAGGUUGUUGGCUCUAAGCUCAUCAGCGUUGCUGUUACACCAAACGGCUAUGCAGAUUCUGUUAACGGAGAUCGAUUUGUGAUGCCUGAAGAGCGCCAGAUGACUUUCUCAGCACUGCUGGACGUUAUAGAGGGCAGAGAAAAGAGCAGUGGUGUGUUCUAUGUGCAGAAACAGUGCUCAAAUCUGACUGAAGAACUUCCAGAGCUUACAGCAGAUGUACAGGCUCACAUCCCCUGGAUGAGCGAGGCGCUGGGAAAGAUGCCUGAUGCUGUGAAUUUUUGGUUGGGAGAAGAGCAUGCAGUAACAUCUAUGCACAAAGACCACUAUGAGAACCUUUACUGUGUAAUCUCUGGAGAGAAGACUUUUAUUCUGCUCCCUCCCACUGAUCGACCCUUUAUUCCAUAUGAACUAUACCAGCCUGCUACAUACAAACAGAGGCAAGAUGGCAGCUUUGAAAUAGUGGACGAAAAGGAUACAGAAAAAGUGCCUUGGAUUCCCCUUGAUCCUCUAAAUCCAGACCUGGAGCGCUUUCCCUCCUACAGACAUGCCCAGCCACUGUGCUGUACAGUGAGAGCAGGAGAGAUGCUUUACCUCCCCUCACUCUGGUUCCAUCACGUCCGCCAGUCUCAUGGAUGCAUAGCAGUGAAUUUCUGGUAUGAUAUGGAUUAUGAUAUCAAAUACAAUUACUUUCAACUGGUGGAAUCUCUGACUGGAGUUGUGGGGUCACUAUGAAGCUUUGACUGUUUGACCUCUUUGAACUUCCAAAGUGUGAAAAAAUAUACACUGAAUAUGACAAGAGUGUAUCACAAGGCACCCCACAAACACCUUGGGGUAAUUUAAUUGAAUUGGUCACCAAUUCAAUUCAAGUUUUUGGGAGCUGUGAGAACUGGAGAACUCAGAGGAGAUCCACGCAAGUAUAAGGAGAAUGUGCAAACCUACACACACACACACGUCAACACUUGGAAUUAAUUAUUGUUAAACACACAGAAGAAAUAGCUGGCUGAUACAUGACAAAUAACCAGUUUUUGUGUAAUAAAUACAGUUUUAUUAACUAGCACCUGACUUUGUCUUUCAGAUGACACUUAAGAUAUAUAAAAACAAGUAAUUUAGGAGUAGUGCAGAGCAAACAAACAAACAAACAAACAUCAAAUGGUCUGAAAACCUUAUAAUUCAUUUUAAUGCUAGUUUCUGUGAUUUCCUGCCUUACAGGAAAAGUGAACAGCACAAGCAGCUAUAUGUAGCAACUGAAUAUCAAAGCAUUGGAUGAUUGUUUUUCAAGAAAGUCAGAUAUCACCAUGCACUCUAGCUCAGGAUCCAGCGUUCAAGGAUCAAGUUCACUUCUCUUCAUGCAUACAGUUUUGUCAUGCUACCAGUAAAAUGACUCUUCUACCAUCUUUAAAUGCACUCAGUUCAGCUAAAUGAUUAAUAUGUUCACAUGAUUAACAAACUUUAUAAAAUAUAAGAACUGUGUGUUCUAAUUUGUAUCAUGCAUGCUUAAAUAUUCAUGGUAACAGCAUUUCUAAUGAAAACUCCUGAUAUUCAGGCACAGUUAUGUGGCUGGUUUGGGAUGGAGGAUCAUGUAAUUGAUUAGCUUUGGCCAUCCUGUAACUUGUCUAUUAACUGGUUUAGACAAUUUUGUUAACUGUUCUGAACACAAGCACCAUAUUCUGUAACAGUAGGAGAAAAUGCUGAACAAUAUACAGCAGACAGACAAUCAGCACAAUACAGUAUUCCUGUUGUAUCACAAGUAUUACUUUAGAAAACAAACUGCUUAACUGUACAUCAGUGUUAGCUUUAAGAAAAGGGGCAGAAGCCUGAAUUAAAACUAGUCAAAUUACACAUUUAUGAAAAGAUCAUUAGAUUUAAUCCAAACAAAAUGUUAAUUCCUCAGUGUUCCUUUUGCAUUUGCUGAGCUGAUAAUUAAGUUUAUAUGCAACAUUCCCUUUGCAAUUCUGUCUGUUUUUAUUCUUGUUUGUUAUCAAACUUUUUGAAUUAUAAAUACCAGAUAUCGGCUGGUUAGAAAAUAAGGCACCCACAAUCUCUUUAGAUAUCAUUAGUGUCAGUAUUAUAAAAUGUAUAAAAUUGUCAAGGUUCAUGCACGAGAUUCGGAUGCUGUUGUUCCAGAUCCUCUGCUCUGGAACUAUA
Messenger RNA from Tachysurus fulvidraco (yellow catfish), 2592 nucleotides. RefSeq names its product jumonji domain containing 7 (gene jmjd7). Gene Ontology annotation, molecular function: 2-oxoglutarate-dependent dioxygenase activity. The coding region runs from base 244 to 1179 and encodes 311 amino acids. NCBI's taxonomy places the organism in Eukaryota, Metazoa, Chordata, Actinopteri, Siluriformes, Bagridae. The record is from RefSeq and is a predicted model, not a curated record. The transcript has 8 exons.